Poeciliopsis prolifica (blackstripe livebearer) is the source of this 7968-nucleotide messenger RNA. RefSeq names its product inactive phospholipase C-like protein 2. Gene Ontology annotation, molecular function: phosphatidylinositol-4,5-bisphosphate phospholipase C activity. The transcript is spliced from 7 exons. Gene Ontology annotation, biological process: lipid metabolic process; intracellular signal transduction. The record is from RefSeq and is a predicted model, not a curated record. Lineage: Eukaryota; Metazoa; Chordata; Actinopteri; Cyprinodontiformes; Poeciliidae. Bases 527 to 3856 code for a protein of 1109 amino acids.
GAUUUAACGGGGCUCUUUAUCUCUUUCAAAACUGCGCCAAAAUGGGUGCGGGCCACAACAAGCCGCCGACGGAGCCAGGUUGGUACUAUUUAGUUCUGCCGGUUGGACUUCAGGCAAACUAACUUCCCUGUGCUAGCGAGUGAGUGAGCGAGCUUUGUUAGCCUGCUAACUAGCUGCGCUGACAGAAAACAAACGACAGUCUGCUCCUCAGGCUGCUGGGGCAACAACUUCAGCUGAAACACGGGCUGCGACUAUGGAGAGACCGAGCAGCUCUAAAGGUUUCUCCUCAUGCUGUCAACAUAAAUCCUGUCUGUAAUUCACAAACGGAGCUCGGUGGACGGAGGAAGCCUCUCAUUCCGGAGGAACCUGGCGGAUAUGAGCACCGAGACAUGAGACGGCACAUGUUACACCGAGGCAAUAAUUACAAUAACAGUAGUAAUAACAAUAAACGACAGGGAGGGACGUCAGAGCGCAGCCGAAAGCUUUGUUUUUGAGUGCUGUGGAGAGUGUGAGAUCGUAAGUGCCUAUGGCGGAGUUAGGGGAGGACGGGAGGCUCCCUCCGGUCCAGUUCGGGCACACGGCCGUGCCCAGCGACCAGGAUGCGGGGAAGACGCAUUGCGAAGUGUCGGUUCUGAAUGGAGACUGUGGGAUAUCGGAGAAUAUGAUGUGCUCAGGCUCCCCGCUCACACCUGGCAGCCAAACCGGAGGUGAAAGCGCCAACACCUCCGUGGGGCCGGAUGCCAAAUCUGACAUACCUCGCCGGAGCAGCAUUAUUAAGGAUGGAAGACAACGAAAAGAAAGAAAGAAGACCGUCUCAUUCAGCAGCAUGCCCACUGAAAAGAAGAUCAGUAGAGUCAGCGACUGCAUCAAUGCCAUGGUGGAUGGCUCGGAGCUGAAAAAAGUGCGAUCCAAUUCACGUGUUUACCACCGCUACUUUCUUCUCGACGCCGACAUGCAAUCAUUAAGGUGGGAGCCAACAAAGAAGGAGUCUGAAAAGGCAAAAAUAGAUGUGAAGUCCAUCAAGGAGGUCAGAACAGGCAAGAAUACAGACACUUUUAGAACUAAUGGCACCUAUGACCAGAUAUCAGAGGAUUGUGCUUUUUCAGUCAUCUUUGGAGAGAACUAUGAGUCCCUGGACUUGGUGGCGAACACAGCAGAUGUAGCCAACAUAUGGGUGACUGGUCUGAGAUACCUGAUCUCUUAUGGGAAGCAUACCUUGAAUAUGAUCGAGAGCAGCCAGAACAACUUGCGCUCAUCUUGGUUAAGCGACCUCUUUGAUGAAGAAGACGGUAAUCACAACAAACAGAUAGCAAUAUGUGCUGCCGUGCAGCUAAUAAAGAAUCUAAACCCGGGACUUAAAAAUGUGAAAAUAGAACUAAAGUUCAAGGAGCUCCACAAAGCUCAAGACAAGAGUGGGUCUGAUGUGACAAAAGAGGAGUUUGCUGAAGUCUUUCAUGAUCUUUGCACAAGACCAGAGAUUUAUUUUCUUUUUGUUCAGUUUUCCAGUAACAAGGAGUUUCUUGAUACUAAGGACUUAAUGAUAUUUCUGGAGGCAGAGCAGGGAAUGGCUCAGGUCAGUGAAGACACCAGCUUAAAUGUCAUUCACAAGUAUGAACCAUCCAAAGAGGGUCGGCUAAAGGGAUGGCUCUCUCUUGAUGGGUUCUCUAACUAUCUUAUGUCUGCAGAGUGCCACAUAUUUGACCCUGAGCACAAAUCCGUUUGCCAAGACAUGAACCAGCCUCUGUCCCACUACUACAUCAACGCAUCCCACAACACUUAUCUGAUAGAGGAUCAAUUCAGAGGUCCUUCAGAUGUGACUGGGUACAUCCGUGCUCUGAAGAUGGGUUGUCGCUGUGUGGAGCUGGACGUGUGGGACGGUUCUGACAACGAGCCCGUUAUCUAUACAGGUCACACAAUGACUUCACAGAUUGUUUUCCGCAGCGUCAUAGAUGUCAUCAAUAAGUAUGCCUUUGUUGCCUCUGAGUUUCCUUUGAUUCUAUGUUUGGAAAACCAUUGUUCUGUAAAACAGCAGAAAGUCAUGUUUCAGCAUUUGAAGAAGAUCCUUGGAGACAAGAUUCACGUAGAUUCUCCAAAACUCGAGGACUGUUACCUCCCAUCUCCAUCUGAGUUGAAGGGAAAGAUCCUGCUGAAGGGUAAGAAGUUAGAUUCAAACUGUACUGCUUCAGAAGGAGAAGUGACGGACGAGGACGAGGGGGCAGAGAUGUCUCAGAGGAUGAGCAUCGAGUCCACAGAGCAGCAAACUAAUGCACCCAAAAAGAUCCCGCUGCUUAAGGACCUCUCUGAUCUGGUGACACUGUGUAAAUCUGUGGAGUUCAAAGACUUUCCAACAUCUUUCCAGAAGCAGAAACCCUGGGAACUCUGCUCUUUCAAUGAGGUGUUUGCCACUCGCUGUGCGUGUGAUUUCCCUGGGGACUUUGUCAACUACAAUAAGAAGUUUCUUGCACGAGUUUACCCGAGCCCAAUGCGGAUCGACUCCAGCAACAUGAAUCCACAAGAUUUCUGGAAGUGCGGCUGCCAGAUUGUAGCCAUGAACUACCAGACUCCUGGGCUAAUGAUGGACUUGAACAUCGGUUGGUUUCGUCAGAAUGGUAACAGUGGCUAUGUUCUCAGACCAGCCAUCAUGAGGGAGCAGGUCUCAUAUUUCAGUGCCAACACAAAAGAUUCAGUGCCUGGGGUUUCUCCACAGCUCUUGCACAUCAAGAUAAUCAGCGGACAAAAUUUUCCAAAACCCAAAGGCUCCGGUGCUAAAGGAGACGUGGUGGACCCGUACGUGUACGUGGAAAUACACGGCAUUCCUGCAGACUGUGCAGAACAGAGGACUAAAACAGUCCACCAAAAUGGGGACAAUCCACUGUUUGAUGAGAGCUUUGAAUUUCAGAUAAACCUUCCUGAGCUCGCAAUGGUGCGCUUUGUGGUUCUAGACGAUGACUAUAUUGGAGACGAGUUUAUUGGCCAGUAUACAAUCCCCUUUGAGUGUCUCCAGCCUGGUUUCCGCCACGUACCGCUACAGUCUCUGACAGGAGAGUUGCUGCCUCAUACUUUGCUUUUUGUCCAUGUUGCCAUAACCAAUCGAAGAGGUGGAGGAAAGCCACACAAAAGAGGAUUGUCAGUAAGGAAAGGCAAGAAAAGCAGAGAGUAUGCUAGUAUGAGAGUGCUGCAGAUCAAGGCUGUCGAUGAGGUCUUUAAAACAGCCCAGCUGCCACUCAGAGAGGCCACCGACCUCCGAGAAAACAUGCAGAAUGCCAUAGUGUCCUUUAAGGAGCUCUGCGGCCUUUCAGCUGUGGCCAACCUGAAGCAGUGCAUCUUGGCCCUUUCCCCUCGGCUGACGGGACCUGACAACAGCCCGCUCCUGGUGUUUAACCUCUCUGACCCGUACCCAAACCUGGAGCUCCAAGGCCUGCUCCCAGAGGUCCUGAAAAAGGUCGUCACCACCUACGAUAUGAUGAUCCAGACCAGCAAGACCCUGCUGGAGAGCUCUGACAGCGUUUAUGAGAGGAUUUUGCAAACUCAGAAAGCAGCGAUGGAAUUUCAUGAAAACCUGCAUGAUCUGGCUGUGAAGGAAGGGCUGAAGGGCAGGAAGCUGCACAAGGCAGUGGAAAGCUUCACAUGGAACAUCACCAUACUGAAGGGUCAAGCCGACUUACUAAAACAUGCCAGAAGUGAAGUCCAGGAAAACCUCAAGCAGAUCCACUACUCAGCGCUUACCUGCAACCUGAGCAAAGGAGGAACAGCGGGUGGCUCCACCGGCUCCACAGACUCCAAGAGCCGACGCAGCUUGGAGGCCAUUCCUGAAAAAGCCACGGGGGAGGAGGAGCUGACGGAUGAGGAAAACUGAAGGCUUCCUGUCGCUCUUCUUUCUGCAUCUUCAAACCCAGGUGCUGUCACUCUUCACCCUCCAUCAUGGACAUUCCUCAACCUAAAGCACAGUUAAAACUUCUUAGACCAAUAAAAUCAUAUGGAUCAUGUAUUUGUUUCAAACAAGAGAUUUAGAAAACACAGGAAAAGGUUUUGCAACCCUUCAACUUUCCUAGACAUCUAAGUGAAACUAUCUGCUUACUGAUUUUCCUGUUUCCUCUCCUGGAUGAGUCAGGAGAGAACCAGCGGCCCUCAGACUGUUCCAGACUUUAAACACAAGCACUUCUACUUAGCGGACCAGAGGACACAAAGAAGGCCUUGGAUUGUUCCAAGGAUUUUUUUUUUAAAGCACAAUUUUCCUGAGCUGUGAAUGUAACUGGGACUGAAGAGUGGGAACAAAAAUGUUCAGAAUGAGAGUAAAGAGCUGUUUACAAUUCUGGACUUAUUCAUGUUCUCGUCUGCCAAAACAGUAGUAAACUAUGUGUACAUAUAGAGUUUCCUGUGAGCUUUUUUUCUGCAGAGUGCAUCAUUUUAUUAUUGUAUACUUGGAAAUAUGAGAUUUAUUUUAUAAAAGUUAUACGAACACAAGUGUGGAGAAAAAGUUUUAUUUUGUGCGUGGACAAAACUUCCAACAUGAGGAGGCAGAAGGACGUAAGACAGAGAGAGAAUGUAUCCAUGUUGUUGUCCAGUUUCUCUACUCUGAACCAGCAGCUGCAUGAAAGGAUGUUGACAUGUUUUGUUCAUUCUUUGUUUAGAUGUGCUUCUAUUUCAGGGCAAGUUUUUACCAAAGUUCACUUUAUGUUGGUUUAUUUUAAACCCAAAACUAAACCAGUUCAACUUACUUAGAAAGAUGAAAAGACGACAAAUCAGUUGUUGCUGGUAGUAAUCUGCAGAAAGCCACGGUUUAGACGUAUUUAUAUUUUGAGAACAUUUUACAUAAAAACUGUUUGUUGGAUAAAUAGACGACACACUUUGAAGGGAACGACCAUAUUAACUUAAUGUUUAAUUAUACAGAUUAUUAACUGAAAACAUUCUGCACAUUACUUUCUGUAUCUAUGAUAGUAGCCAUACACUUUAAGCGAACACAAUUUUAUUUAACAAACCUACUAACAGUGUUAGAAUGGCCUUUUACUGGGAUAGGAAUCUUUUUUAAAUUAUGGUUAACAAUACUAAGUGAAUAUUGUUUCAUAGCCAUUUAUAUUUCUGGAAACAGAACAGUCCAAAAUGAUGGUGUCUUUAAAGGUCUUUUUUGUUGUUUUUAUUUUUUAAAUAAGGAUCGUGUGAAGUACUAAUUAGUGAUCAGUAUCUUACAUGCAGUAGACUGCAGUGAAACUUGUUUAUACCCUUAAACCCUCUAAUUUAAACCUCAAUUGGUGAUUUAAUCAUAAGCUAAAGUUGUUACUACAUCUUCUCAUUCUUGCAUGCGAUGGUCGUUAAAGUGUGUCUCAAAUUAUUUUAUUCUCAGAAAAAACAACCUGGAAACAAAAUGCCCCUUUGACUUAUACAUGAGGAUUCACAGUAUUUUCUGGAACAUUCUUUACACUUAAUCUGGGUGUAAAUCAUCUAGGCUACAUGUGCAUUUACUUGAAACAAAGAUCAGCAAUACUGCAAAUUUUUAGCAUUAGAACCUAAUCUUAUCCCAGAGUUUCAAUAUUAGGAUGCCGUUAAACACAUUCGACAGGACGCUUCUGGCUUCUUGAAACGUUUUCUUGAACUAACCUUGAAAAAGUUACGACCACCUUGUUUUUACGUAUACUUACUUCUCCGAAGCAUUCAAUCAGCGUUUGCCUCAACGAAGCCACAUUCAGAGGUUCUACUUUAUCACAGUUCAGGACAAACUUUGAGAUCAGGGAUGGCCAAUUGGCUUUCCACUGGAAGCCACAUGGUUGUUUGUCUCUUAUUGAUUGGUUAAAAUCCUUUUUUCAAAAAUAUACUUGAUAAUAAAGUUCAAAUAUGAGAUUUAUUUGGCUGUUGUAGCAUACUGCAUCCAUAAUCAGGGAUGAGAUUUGCUUCCAAAAAAGAACAAUAUCAUGGCCACAUUAUGGUCAUAUCACCACUGAUCGAUUUGUAUAGAAGUGCACGACAAGUCAUUUCAACCCAUUUACUAACCAUUUAAAUAAAUGUCUGAAGAAUGCUAGUCAAGUUGAAGCUAAUAAAACAGCAUUUAUGCAUUUACUCAAACUCAACAAAGUUGCAUGUUUGGUUCCUGCCUUGGCACAUUGUCCACAAGAAUCUCCUGGUGAUUUCCUGUGCCUAAAACUGUCCAAAACGUUUCAUUCCAAUGAUGUAAUACUCACCAGGAAAUAUCUGUUUGACCAAUUCUUCAACAAAACGAGGCGCCACACAACCAUUGUUGUGCCUGUGCAACAAAACUUCAAUAUAAAUCUUGAAUUUGCUUUCUCACAGCAGUUUUGCAGAAGUGUUUUAAGGAUAAAUUAAAACUAAAUGUUUUUAUAAGAAUCAUGUUUUGUCUUGUGGAAAUUCAUUGCAUGAAUAGGCUUGUAAAUAAUUCAAGAAAAAAAUACCAAAAUACCUUAAUUCAGAAUACCCUUAAAUAUGUUAUAUUUACCCAUUCAAGACUGACUAUUGGUAAUGUAAAUUAAUCUCUUAUAACUAAUGGAGAAAUUAUUUUUAUGUUCUACAAAAACUUUAGCAAAAUUUUUAUUUUUUAUUUUUGAUGAAGGCAUGAGACAGAUUACAUCUCAGACCAAGGAUUAAAUACAAAGCAAAGUUUUUAGUCAUUUCUGAAGCUGAGCUUAAGGCCACCAAGCUAAUUUUUAAAAACUGAUGUUGGAUAAGCAAUCAUAAAGCCAUCCGUCUCACAAUCUGAAUAUUGUGUUAAUAUUUGCCCCAUUAAAAGUAUAAUUUUGCUUCUGAAAUACAUCAGCUUUCAUGACAAAUUAUAAUGAAGCCUAUUGUAUAAUAAUUGGAAAAAACAUCCUUUGUGUUAAUCCCAUGAUGCUACUAUUCCCUCAACACAUUUUAUGCAACGUUAUCAUGACGAUCCCAACCUAUAAAACAAGUCUCAUCUCAAAUAGCCAUACACUGAUAAUAAACCCCCACAGCCUUGCUAUAAAAUUUACUAACCUUCUGCAAACUUUUAUGCUCCAUCAUGGAUAAUUUAAAGCCCAAUAUGUUCAUUUUUUUCGUUUCUCACAAAGAAAGCAUUGACUAGUUUUGCUCUUUUCUAGUAAAUUUGUUGAGUUUGUUUAAAUCAAAUGUUAAAAAAUUGGCAUUUUCUCCAGUUUAAUUUCUUCCUGCGUCUGCGAACAUGCAGGAGCUGAAACGGCAACAAACCCAGUUUAACUUAUUAGCUUUAAAACAAAGAUAUUUUUGGUAAUUUAUCUUUUGUUAGUUUAUGCUUUUUUAUUGAGCGCAUUCCAGUCAGUACUAAAUCACCAUUUUAGCUUAAAACAACUAAUUUUCUUUAAACUUAAUUGCAUUUAUUAUGUUACUCUUUGUUGCAGCACUUAUUUUUCUAACAUUUGACAUUUAAAUUAUAUCUAAUUAGAAAAAUGCCAUUUAAAUAAAUGUGUGAAGAAUGCUAGUCAAGUUGAAGCUAAUAAAAAUGUUGGUUUAAUGAACUGAUAACAGCCGACAUUUAAUUUUGUUUUAACUGGAAAUUUUCCCAAGGUGAAAGUUGAUUACAGUCAAUUCAGUUAUUAUUUUCAUGACAGAGAAAAUCCCAAAAUGCUGUUUCCACUUUCACUAAACCAUCUUCCAGUGAGCAAAAGUGACUAAAAGAAAAGAAAAAUUAAAACCCCAUCACUUUGUUUCUGUGUUUUCCACUUAAGACUAAACAAAUCUGCCAGUAAAACUGAGCAAUCAGAGCAAAGUAAAACUUGCUGCACUUUUUAUCUCUACAUGUUUUGUUUUGAGUAGUUUUGUUUCCCUGCUUUUUGUUCAAAGUUGUGCUUUAUGUUCCCAAACAUUGUCCACACUUGUGGGUGUUUCCAGCGAGCCGUCUCUGAACAUCAGUGCUGUGCCAGAGUUCGUAAUAAUUAAUGUCAAAACAAACAAUUCAAAUGUAUUUCAAGUCUAAUCUGUCAAGUUUUAAAUAACAACCUCUGAAUAAACAGUGUUGGAUAACAA